AUGUCCGCAUGCAGUGGAGACGCAGAGGCGGCCGGGCCACGGCCGUGCGUGCCGGCCACCGGCGAGGCGCCAGCGCCGGCGGCGCAAAAGCCCCCGGCCGUGGCCCUGACGACGGCCUGCUUCGCGGUGUCGCUGGCCCGGCCGGCCGGCAGCCCGCGGGUGGUCCCCUACGCCGCGGUGGCGAAUGCCGCCCUGGGGGCGUGCUCCGGCGGCGAGUCCCUGCUGCAGGUGUCCCAGACCCUCCACCUGGCCAUCGGGAGUGUGGAGCUGGCUCUGCUCGUGACCGACCUCCGGGUCGACGGGGCCAGCCUGCCCGACGGGGCCAUCGACAAGUCGACGCAGGUCAUCCUGGCCGCCGGGCCGGAGGUGCAGCUCCUCGACGCGCCGGUGGUGGUGUCCCUGUCCGGGCUGCUGGGGCAUGCCCCGGAGCAGCAUGUCAUCCUGAAUGCCAUGCACCUGUCCCUCGGCAGCCUGGAUGUGCUCUUCGCGCCGGCCGGUGGCCAGGUGGCCCGGGCGCUGGCCGCCCACCGGCCCGACGCCCCGGAGGGCCCCUUCUACGCCAGGCACCAGGAGCGGGUGUUCCACAUCCGGAUCUGCCACCGGCCGACGGUCCCCGGGCUGGCGCUGCGGGCCAGUCCGCGGCUCUUCUCCUCGCUGGGGCUUCGGCAGCACGGGCGCCCGAUGCCGCUGGUCGUGUGCGACCCGCCCCCGGUGCUGGGGGUCGUUUGGCUGGAGACCGAUGAGCCCUUCGAGCAGCACGACCAGGCGCGCGUGCAGCGCGAGCUGGCCGGCGCCCCGCUCCAUGCCGGGCACGUGUCCUGCCUGGCGGGCACUGCGCGGACCGGUGCCCGGCCGGCGGACGGCCCGGGCGACACGCGCCGGUGGCUGCUGCUCGAGUCUCCCCCCGCCGGGGAGGCCGGUCGGCCGCUGUGUCUGGAGGCCGAAGCCAGCCCCCUGAGGGCCUUCCCGGCCGGGCGCGCGGCCAUCAGCCCGGCGCUUCACCAGAAGCUGCGCCGCGAGCUUUCCCACAGCUCGGACCUUUUCCUCCGGUGGGGGGAUCACCUCCUGCUGCUCUGCCCCGACCCGAAUCCGCGCACCGCCCUGACCGAAGGCCAGGUGACCCUCGGCCAAGGGGACUUCAAUCGGAUUUUUGCCCACCACACCAUCCUGCAGGCCGGCGUGCUGACAUCGCCCCCGCGCGUCUUCCAGGUGGAGCUGCAUCUCCUGGCGGCCGGCCUGCGGGCGGAGCGCGUGGCCCACCGGCCGGCCGAGGAGGCCUUCCUCCGGCAGUUUGACCGCUCGGUGCUCUCCCAAGGACAGGUGUGCCAGCUGCAGGCCGAGGGCAUGGCCCUGCGCGUGCAGGUGGCCCAGCUGCUGGGGGCCGACCUGCAGCCGCUGCAUGCCGGCUACCUGGACAUGGCCACCGUGGUGGCCUUCCUGCACAUCAGCGAUCCCAAGCAGAAGAUCCACGUGGCGGACCGGCCGGCCUCGGCCCUGGUGCAAGUUGCCCGGCUGGAGGAGCCCCUCCGCCUGCCGCUGGUGGCGCAGGAUGGCUUCGAGCACCCGGACCAGCAUGUCAUCCAUGUGACUGGCGGGACCUUCGAAGCGCUGCAGCGGCACUUCCUCCACCCGGGGCGGACCCUCUUCGUGGGCCCGAACUAUCGGCUAGAGACGCAGCCGACGGACUACCCGAAGCUCAAGCUGCACCAGGUGCUGGUCGAUGAGUCCCUCUACCGGAUGAGGGGCGACGGGCUGUUCUUGCGGUAUGUCCGGCCGCCGGCGCUGCUGGUCAUCAAGUGCAUCGUCGAGCCGAGCGGCGAGGACUCGCCGCCGGUCAUCGGCCCGCGGGUGCUGGAGCGCCUGUUCCUCCGGUCCAUCCCGCCAUCGGGCGUGGUUUGGGCCAAACAGCAAUGCGCCAUGCCGCCGGACCUGCCGGGGCUCAGCAUGUCGCUGACCUGGAUGCGGGACCUGGCCGACCGGCCGGCCAUGGUCGGGACAUAUGUUCCCGGGGUGACGCGGCUGUCCUUCGGAGCGCACGGCGUCCAGCUGGACCCCAAGCCGGCGCACCUCCUGGCGCUGGGCUGCGGCCGGCAGCUGGUGGCGCUGGAUGCGCUGUUCACGCGGACCCCGUCGGCCCUGUAUCCGGGGCUGCUGCUGCCGCGGGAGGUGUUCCAGUCGGCGGCCGAGGCGCGCAAUGAGGCCCGCCCGCCGGAGUGCCUGUUUUUCCAGUGCCGCGGCCGGGUGUUCAUGGCCCGGCUGGCGGACACGCACCAUGUGUCGGGCGUGGUGCGCGUGUGUGAGGACCUGCGCGAGAGCAUGUACCCCGGGCUGGCGCCGAUGUCCUAUCUGCAGCCGGCCCCGGGGGCGAGCUACCUGGGCACGGUGCACCUGCGCGUGACGCCGGCCGACGCGGCGUCCGCCCGGCCGGUGGCCGCCGACAUGACCGAGGAGGACCUCCGCCGGGCCCUGGGCCUUGUCUUCUCGGAUGGCAGCAUGGCCACCAUGGAGCGGCGCGUGCUCCGGGGGCUGGCCCUCAAGCCGGAGCUGCUGCUGGACCCCCUCGAGCAGACGGUCGCCUGCGGGCUCUUCCACCCGGGCCGGACGCAAGUCCAUCUGCACCUCCGAGAUGUGGUGCUGCUGCUGCCGCCGCCGCGGCCCGGGGCGCCGGAGGGGGGUGGCCCGGCGGACGCGCAGCCCGAUGGCGGCCCGGCCCGGAGCCCGCCGGCCCCGAGGCGGGGCGCGGCCCGGGCCCCGAGGCGACGCCUGCGCCUGGGCUCCAGGGCCCCGUCCGACUGA
Fonticula alba is the source of this 2796-nucleotide messenger RNA. RefSeq lists its product as hypothetical. NCBI's taxonomy places the organism in Eukaryota, Rotosphaerida, Fonticulaceae. The transcript has 8 exons. Bases 1 to 2796 code for a protein of 931 amino acids. The record is from RefSeq and is a predicted model, not a curated record.